This is a messenger RNA of Cheilinus undulatus (humphead wrasse), 1252 nucleotides long. RefSeq names its product cAMP responsive element binding protein-like 2 (gene crebl2). The coding region runs from base 209 to 571 and encodes 120 amino acids. The transcript has 3 exons. Gene Ontology annotation, molecular function: DNA-binding transcription factor activity. Gene Ontology annotation, biological process: regulation of DNA-templated transcription. Lineage: Eukaryota; Metazoa; Chordata; Actinopteri; Labriformes; Labridae. The record is from RefSeq and is a predicted model, not a curated record. Gene Ontology annotation, cellular component: nucleus.
AAGAAGACGUCGCCCGCUUACGUCAUCAGGAAAACAAACAACAGAACGCUCGUGCUCUCCGUUAGCUGUCCGUGUUUUUCCCACCAACACGGACUUACCUGCGGCUUUAUUCGUCAUUUUCUUUCACCUACAGUUUUAUUUAUCACCGAGGUAUUAGCUGAGUGAAGCUAACGAGAGCUAGCUGCCUUCACGGUAGCUUUGAACCAAAAUGGAUGAUAAUAAGAUGGUGGCUGGUAAAGUGAAGAAACCUGGGAAACGGGGACGCAAACCUGCAAAGAUCGACCUGAAGGCCAAACUGGAGCGAAGCCGUCAGAGCGCGAGGGAGUGCAGAGCCAGGAAGAAGCUGAGGUACCAGUACCUGGAGGAACUGGUUUCCAGUAAGGAGAGAGCCAUCUGUGCCCUGAGAGAGGAGCUGGAGAUGUAUAAGCAGUGGUGUUCGGCAAUGGAUCAGGGGAAGAUCCCAUCAGAGAUCAAAGCUCUGCUGACAGGAGACGAGCAGAAACCGCCACCAGGGGUCAGCAGCAUGAAGACGUCUAAGAACAAGAACAACAUCAGCAGCAGCAAUGGAUGAAUGAAUCACUGUGAAAUUCAGACACAUGUUUAAAGUGCUGUUGCUGACUCUGUCUGCUUCAUCUACACGUAAUAAUAACAGGAACACUCGCAAACAUUUCAUUUCAUACUCUGAUCUCCAGUAGGAAAUAUUAAGAUGCCUUUCAGUUAAGCUCUCUAUAUGUUUUCUGUUUCUGCUCCUCCUGAGGAGCUUAAAUCAGUAGGAUUGUGUGUAUGAAGGUGUUUAAAUAAGUCAACCUCCUGUUGUUGAGUUUGAAAAAGAAGAGAGGCCGGAGGAUUGGGAAUCAAAAUGUACAGAGAUGUUGAAGAGUGAUGGAUAUAUUUUUAUAUUUUGUAUUUUAUAUGUCAGCUUAGAGAAGCUCCUUUUGUUUGUGAAUGUUAAAGUUCAGACUUUCCUCCACAUCCUCUUUGAGCUCCUGACUUCAGUUUUUCUCUGUAGAAUAAUCCAGUUCAUACAAACAGUGGCUCAUUCACAGCCUCUCUGCAAACCGUCUGUUUCUCACAGCAUUAUUACAAACAUUUAAAUGUCACUUUAAAGCUCUUAAUUUUGUCUUAUUUCUGUUCUGAAACUUGUGCACUUUCUUAUUUUUGCACUUUGUUAAUCGAUUGUUGGUCGAUGCUUUGCUACAUAUAUGUCUUCAAACUCGUUUGUAAAUGGAAAAAUAAACAUGUUUGACCACUA